This is a messenger RNA of Phycodurus eques (leafy seadragon), 2781 nucleotides long. RefSeq names its product modulator of VRAC current 1 (gene mlc1). The transcript has 11 exons. NCBI's taxonomy places the organism in Eukaryota, Metazoa, Chordata, Actinopteri, Syngnathiformes, Syngnathidae. Bases 1054 to 2082 code for a protein of 342 amino acids. Gene Ontology annotation, cellular component: plasma membrane; endoplasmic reticulum; cytoplasmic vesicle. Gene Ontology annotation, biological process: regulation of response to osmotic stress. The record is from RefSeq and is a predicted model, not a curated record.
AGGGCCAGUGACCUGCAGCUGGCCCGGCCGGAGCCUCGAAAGCACCCCUGCUUCAACUACAGGGCCUGGCUCUACAGUGUCCUCAUAGGGGUCACCGCAACAGUCUACCAGAAUGUUUUAGAGGACUUCAUGAUUCCUUCUGCUGAGGAUCUGUAUGGAGAUGCAGAUUUCAUCUUCCACCAGGACCGGGCCCCAGCCCAUACUGCCAGAAGCACCGAAACCUGGUUUGAUGCCCAUGCCAUCACAGUGCCGGCCAAUUCGUCGGAUCUAAACCCCAUUGAGAAUCUACGGGGUAUCACCGAGAGGAAAAUGAGGGGCACCAGACCCAAAAACAAAGAAGAAAUCUGGGCUUCCACAACUCCCAACUUGUUGUUUUUUGCAAUGCUUUGAUUUGUUGUCUUUUACAAUAAGGCUUGUUCGAGUUAUGACUGUAUUCGCCAAGCACUGGCUAUUCAUUACUGUACUUUGUCAAGGCUGAAUAGCAAGCGCAACCUGCUGCAUUGCUGCCCUUUUCUAAAAUAAGAAAUAGUGGUACAUCAUUCCAAAUAUGUCUUACAAUAAGGAUCCCUUUUGGUCAUCAAGAAGAGGCCCCUGCUGACUAGAACAUUGUUUAACUAUUAAUACUGCCAUUACUAGUAACCGUUUUAAAGUGGCAAUAUAUGGUCUUUUUGUUAGAAUGCAAAUGCCCAUACACCUACUGGGCAGAUUUAUACAAAAUAUAUGGAGUACAAACAAUGUUGAAAAAAAUGUAGCCAAAGUAAUGCAAUUAUUCAAAUACGGAUUUUGGAAAAAAAUGAUAAAUGAAAUUGAAUUUUCAUUUUUGACCGACUGAAAAUAAAAUAAAAAGCACAUGAGAAAAUUCUCAUGUGCUUUUGUCUACCGGAUUUUAGAAAAUAAACAAAGUGGAGCACUUCCCCCCCCCUCACCCACCCCCCAAUUCCUCUUCAUAUUACUCCAAAUUCCCAUAUAUUCCAGUUAGUUCCUUUAAAUUUCUUUUUACGACUGGUAAGUUUGGACUCAUUAUAAUUUGCAUAUCGUUGACAUCUCGUGAGAAUGCAAUUGUCAUCUAUUUGUCUUUUUUCAUGCAUAUGCCCACCUGAACGGGUGUGUACGCGAGCACAGGGCAGUCUGCUCAUCACCUCCGGAUUCUCUUUGUACCUCGGAAAUCUCUUUCCUGUUGCCAUGGACUACUUGCGCUGUGCUGCAGGCGCUGGCCUACCAGCAGCGAUUGCUAGCUUUGCUAUUGCCAAGAACAGACAUGUUGCAGUGUCCGAUUUCCAGGUGGUCUACGUGUCGACGUUUGCAGUGACGACCACCUGCCUGGUUUGGUUUGGAUGUAAACUGGUUCUCAACCCUUCAGCUGUUAAUAUCAACUUUAACCUCAUUUUGAUGAUUUUGCUGGAGGUGUUGAUGGCUACUACUGUCAUCUUGUCAGCUCGCUCUGGAGAGGAUUGCUGCUGCCACAGAAGGACUGACACGAGCCAACGACCUUUGGUUACAACUCCUGCGGUGUUCCCCACUCGUCUUCUCAAAGCUUACUCAGUGAUCGAGGUCAUCGUCGGAAUCUCUGCUGUGUUCGGAGGUAUCAUUGCGCUCAACAUGGAUGCCUUGCUGCCCGGCCCGUACUUGUCUGUCACAUUUUUCUGGAUCCUUGUGGCUUGUUUUCCAAGUGCUAUCGCAAGUCAUGUUGUGUCGGAAUACCCAAACAAAUGCCUGGUGGAGGUGCUGAUCGCCAUCAGCAGUGUGACGUCUCCUCUCCUCUUUUCCGCCUCCGGCUUCCUCUCUUGCAGUGUGAUCAGCUUAAUUGACAUUUUUCUACAUGAUGUACCUCCGGCCAAGCAAUCCUACGACAUCUUGCUGCUGAUUCUGCUGGCGUUACUGCUGGUGCAGGCAGUUUUGAAUUCCGCCACCGUGGUGCACUGCGCCUCCUACAAGAGUCGCCUCCGCUUGAGAGCAACACAACAGUGUGACGACAACAUGGGAACCUCCGACCAGCACUGUGGGCAAUCAUCCAAUGGAGUGCUGCAGAACUUCAGCAAAGAAAGACCCCGCAAGGCCAUUAUGGUGCAAAUCACUCAAUGAGCACUAUUACCACAAUACAGAAGAAUACUACUUGGAGGCCCCAAUAAGUGGAAAGUAAAUUGGGGGAAAAAAAAAAAGGAAUUUUUCAUGCAAACAGUAUCAUGUCCUACUGUAAGUAGAUUGCUACAGUGAGAACCAUCGAGUGAAUACAGUGCUGCUUCUCAGGUGCUUAGAUUUGUGCAUAGUUUCACCACUUCAAUGUUUGAGAUCAUCAAACAAAUGUCAAUAUCAGACAAAUAUAACCCAAGUGAACUUAAAAUGUUGUUUCGCAUUUGUCGUCGCCAAGGCUACAUUGGAUUAGGCCCUUGGUUCUACAGUAUGCCAUCUGUGAUAGAUUUAGACUUUGGUUUGUUGUCCACUAAGGGACAAAUCAUUUCCUGAACCUGCAGCAUAUAUUUCUUGUUGGAGCAGCAGGGUUAUGACAGUGAAGGUAUGAUUGUGUAGCAUUUUUGCACUUUUAGGACAUUGUGUAAAGCGCAGUAUCGCUGUAGUUAAUUGUCCUUUCCUGGUAUUUGAGAUCUUUAAAUAAAACCUGCAGAAAGUGUGUAUUUCUCCACGUUUUCGAAAGCCUACUGCAAAUGGUCUCAUUAUAAUUAUAUAUACACAACAAAUAAAUGAGCCAAGAAAUGUCCGAGUAUGACUGUACACUAUGUGUGUACUGGAGUAUGUUUGGUUUCAUGGUUUGCUUACACACCUCAG